GAUAAAAAUAAGAUAAAAACAACAGAGUUUCGUUUUCCUUUUUCCUAUAAAAAAGCCAUGUCUAUUAUCCUUCCUCAAUUCCUUUAAAGUCGCUAAUUCCCCAAAAAAAAUCCAGACUUUUCUUUUUUUUCUUUAUAUUUUCUUCGAAUCACGAAAAUGGGCGGAGGAGUCAUGAGAGCGGCGGCGAAGGUCGCUGGGGUCGGAAUCGGCCUUCGUGGCGGUGUUCAGGUGACUCCGUCUUCUGCCGAGCACUCCGUCAUGCGCGUCGCCGCUUCUCGUUCGUCUUCUUCCGCGAUUGCUCUUUCUAGCGGUGGGGUUUCUUCCGUUGCUGACAUGACGGCGUCGACCAAUCACAAGGUGUCAUGGGAGGUGGUGGAUGAUUGGGAGUUUGCUGGAGGUGUUGAAGAGGAGGUAGCUACCGCCAUCCCCGGCGGAGGAGAGCCGAUGGCUCGGGUGUUGUUUGGCGGUGUUCCAAGCUUGGAGGAGGCUAAAGAAGCCGCUACUGAUUUGAAAGAUGCAUUGGAUAAGGUUUAUCUGUCAUCUCCAAAUUCGGCCGACAGUACUCAGGCGUCUUGCCUGUCAUUGCUUUCGAACACUGAGGAGACUAAAGAUUGUGUUGCUUAUGAUAUCAAAGCAACUUCAGUACCAAAACCUGCUAUUCAGGCAUUCAAAUUGCUCAAUGAGAGUCCUGCAGUUCAGUCUGUUGUUGCGUCGAUUGCUGCUGAUCCAAAUGUAUGGAAUGCUGUCCUUAACAAUUCGGCUUACAUGGAUUUCAUCCAGUCCCAUAAGACCAAUGUUGAAUUUGAAGAUAACGGAUCACCUGUUAGUUCUGAAUCUUCAGUAAAGAUUGAAGAAUAUUUCGAUCAAAGUCAACCUAAAGACGGUGGAAAUCCAAUUUCAGAUUUUGUACAGAACGUCAAGACUACUGUGUUUGAGAUGGUGAAUAAAGCAACUGAUUUCCUCCAGAGUCUCUUUACUUUACCCUCUGCUGAAAAGGCCAAAGAAAAUGCCGGAUCAAACUAUUUUGACAAGACAAUUGGAGCUAGCUUGAUGGGAUUGGCAGUGAUGGUUAUUAUGGUUGUGCUUCUGAAACGAGCCUAGAGUAAAAAUAUGUGAAUUUGCCGAUCUUACAAAAACAUUGUCAUUCUCAUUUGGAUACUUUAUGGAUGAUAAUGGUGAUGAAAAUUUGUACAUCUUACCUUUAUCAGUGGGUGGUUAAGAUUUGGAUAAUGUCUUGUACAGCUUGUUAUUAUCAAACUGAAUGAGUUCUCAUUUCUGAAUGAGUGGUUCACUAGUAAUUGUUUGUCAAACUUAACAAACAAAUAAAAAUUGUAUACGUUUAUACA
Durio zibethinus is the source of this 1346-nucleotide messenger RNA. RefSeq lists its product as uncharacterized. The record is from RefSeq and is a predicted model, not a curated record. NCBI's taxonomy places the organism in Eukaryota, Viridiplantae, Streptophyta, Magnoliopsida, Malvales, Malvaceae.